Messenger RNA from Limanda limanda (common dab), 1423 nucleotides. RefSeq names its product 4-hydroxyphenylpyruvate dioxygenase a (gene hpda). Gene Ontology annotation, molecular function: 4-hydroxyphenylpyruvate dioxygenase activity. Gene Ontology annotation, biological process: L-tyrosine catabolic process. The transcript is spliced from 14 exons. The record is from RefSeq and is a predicted model, not a curated record. Gene Ontology annotation, cellular component: endoplasmic reticulum membrane; Golgi membrane. The coding region runs from base 61 to 1248 and encodes 395 amino acids. Lineage: Eukaryota; Metazoa; Chordata; Actinopteri; Pleuronectiformes; Pleuronectidae.
GACUCUGAUUUUGAUAUCUCUUUUUCUUUCUCUUGACUGUGGCCCAUCUGUUAUCACAACAUGACCAGCUACACAGAUAAAGGGGAGAAGCAUGAAAGGGGAAAGUUUGUCAAGUUUCAUCACCUCACCUUCUGGGUCGGCAAUGCUAAACAGGCGGCGUCGUUCUACUGUGAUAAAAUGGGCUUCGAGCCUUUCGCCUACAAGGGUCUGGAGACAGGCAGCAGAAAGGAGGUGUCUCAUGCUAUCAGACAGGAUGAGAUAAUAUUUGUGUUUGAAUCUGCAUUGAAUCCUGGAAAUGAAGAGAUGGGAGAAUACUUCAUUAAACACGGAGACGCAGUCAAAGACAUCGCUUUCCAAGUCGAGGACUGUGACUUCUUAAUCAAGACAGCUAAAGAGCGAGGAGCUGUGGUCGUCAGGGAGCCCUGGGUGGAGCAGGACAGCAAUGGGAGGGUCAAGUACGCUGUGGUUCAGACGUAUGGAGACACAACACACACACUCAUUGAAUACCUCGGACCCUACAAAGGCCUUUUCUUGCCCGGCUACAGAGAGCCUCUGUUCAGGGAUCCUCUGUUAGCCACACUUCCACCAGGAGGUUUGAACUUCAUUGAUCACAUUGUGGGAAACCAGCCAGACGACCAGAUGGUGCCAAUUUCGGACUGGUAUCAGAAAUGUCUGAUGUUCCACCGGUUCUGGUCAAUAGAUGACAAGCAGAUACACACACACUACAGUUCACUGAGGUCCAUCGUGGUGUCCAACUAUGAGGAAACCAUCAAGAUGCCCAUCAAUGAGCCGGCCAUGGGGAAGAAGAAGUCACAGAUUCAGGAAUAUGUGGACUAUAAUGGUGGAGCAGGUGUUCAGCACAUCGCCCUCAACACGUCAAACAUCAUCCUAGCUAUCGUGAACCUGCGAGCCCGAGGGAUGGAGUUCCUCGCUGCGCCUGACAAGUACUACGACAACCUGCGGGUGAAUCUCAGAAACGCCAAGAUCAAGGUGAAGGAGGACUUAGACCGUUUACAGGAAUUGAAAAUCUUAGUUGACUUUGACGACAAGGGCUAUCUCCUCCAAAUCUUCACCAAGCCUGUGCAGGACAGACCGACCCUUUUCCUGGAGGUCAUUCAGAGGAACAACCACUUUGGCUUUGGGGCAGGGAACUUCAAGUCUCUCUUUGAGGCCAUUGAGAAGGACCAGGAUGCCCGGGGCAACCUCACUGUGCUGACACCCCAGGGCCAGGCCGAGGCCUUGUACUGAUGCUCAUCCUGCUGCCGCCGCCAGACCGCACUGAGAGCAUCAGAUAUGGAUGUACCUUUCAACAACGCCAGCAGUAUAUCAAACACAGUCUUCAUGUGACAAGCACCAUCAGAUAGGCUUAAAGCUGUCUGAAGAUUUCAUGCUGUAUUGCUAAAUAAAGAAACUCAUGCCUGUG